Messenger RNA from Patiria miniata (bat star), 5576 nucleotides. RefSeq lists its product as uncharacterized. The record is from RefSeq and is a predicted model, not a curated record. NCBI's taxonomy places the organism in Eukaryota, Metazoa, Echinodermata, Asteroidea, Valvatida, Asterinidae.
AUAAUAUAAUUGACAUCAUGGCGGUAACGUACACAACAAUCAUUCUGUUAACAUUUGGACUUUGCGAAGCAGCCUACAAGAUAUGCCCAGCAAUGUCCGUUAACAGUACUCACAGUGCUUUUGGUACAAGCAACUACGUUCAACGAGGCCUAUGGCACCAAGUAACAUGCCCAUCCUUCCGUCCCGAUGAGGCUAUUAUUCGGGUCAUUUGGUACAAGCAAGAAAGUCCCACGACCCCUGAGCAAACUUUGAUUACUCACAAACGUAACGAAGACUUUCCAGAGAGCGACAGGUACGCGUUCGGGACGUCUGGUUUCAGCCUCGUCAUUAAAGGUGUCGAAGAAAGUGAUGAAGGAGGGUACGUGUGUCAAGUCAUACCAAGUGUCACAGCAACUCGAACCAAAGCAACCAACAUCCAAACUAUAGGCGGUACCUUUCCAGGAGGCAGCAGUCAGGCAUCUUCCACUGCUACCUUCCAGCGAGGUCGCAGACAGACGCUACCGUGUGAGUGCGCGUCACAGACACCAGACGUAGUGUAUUGGUCAACGGGAGAUACUACAGAUACACAGAUCAUUGGUGCACGUUUCUCUAAUGGUGCUGCCCUGCAGAUCCAACAUGGCGCCGAUUACAGCAUUGGUAGCGACGCUUCGCUUACAUUGAACUCCCUGAAUGACGUACAAGAUACACAGACAUUCUGGUGUCACGUGUUCCAGUCAGAUGGUACCCUCAGAAAUUGCGACACUAAUGCCAAGAUUUCAGGUAAUGUGGAAUCAGCUAGCGAUGCACUGAAGGCCUCGGAAAGAUCUUUCUACCUGCGAAGCGACACACAGCAGAUACUCCCUUGCCUGAGCUGGACACCUGGCGACACAGCUUGUGAGGUGGAGUGGAGUAAGCUCGACAACCCAGAUCGACAAGUCCUCAGUUACAACCUGUCGACUAGUGUCGUCGAUUCUAGUCCUGAAUUCGAUCUCGCCAGUGACUUUGGUUUGGUGAUUCAGUCAGUUGAUGAUGACCAUGCUGGAGUGUAUCGAUGUGCUGUGGGAGAUGAAAACCAGAUAGAUGUUGAAAUCCGAGUGAUAGGGGAUCGCUUUCCAUUGGAUGGCGGUAGCGCUACAGAAGGUAAAAGCGUGACCGUUGAACCUGAAAGUAGAUUUUCCCUUCAAUGUCCGGCUCUCUCAGACAUCUCCUUGACAGGCAAAUCAACUUUGUUCUGGUCCUUUGGCGCCAAUGAUGCAGAGUCUACCACUGUGAUCAGCACACUGAAUCUACCAGAUGGUCCCAUAAAGAUGGCUUAUCUGGGAAAGGACUGUCUAGGCAUAUCAAUGGAGGGCGCUCUGCUUCUUAAUAACUGUUCCCUAGAAGAUGAUGUCAGAUACUGGUGUCAUGUCUUCCCUGUGAAUGAGGAUCUGAUGCGGUCAUACGUGGAUGUGUUAAUAGAGGAUUCAAACGAUGAACCUGAAACAUUCAAUAUCGUUGUCAUCGCCAUUUCCGUGUCUUCAAUCGUCGUUCUUCUUGGAAUUUUUCUUUUCCUGAUUUGGAAGCGGUGUCGACGGUCUUCGCAUUCUAGAGAAGACAAGGAGAGAGGUGGUUACACACCGCUGGAUGAGCAAGAGUCCGUACCGAAGUUGGAUUUUAAGACGCUUGCGAAGAAGAUCAAAGGGUUUGUGAUCAGCAAAUUGGGCAGAAUUCCUAUUACUCCGUGGGUUGACCAGGAUGAUGUUUGCUUCGCACCGAUAGAUACAGUCUACAGACCCUUAGAGAUGUUCGUCAAUGUCUCACACGGAGGUAGCACUGUAAAGUAUCAAUUAGACUCGGAGUCUGGUAUCUUUGAUGAUGGUAUUCCAGAAUUGGCCAGUAAGCAUGCUAUAAUACAAGGUAGACGGGGUUGUGGUAAGACUACGUUUUUGUAUAGACUGAUAUACGACUGGGCCAUGGGAAGAGAACGUGCACUAUGGGGUGGUGAUCAGAUAGUUGUUCUUGUCCCAGCUUGGUUGCUUAUUAAAGCUAAAACCAUCGGUGAAGUAGUUGUUGAAUGCAUGCUUAAAAAAAAAGCAGACAUUUCGGCCGAAGGCAUUAACGCACACUACGCACGAGACAAAAGCAACCUGACAAUUUUGGUAGAUGACUGUAAUGGCAAAGAUGACAUUGACGCUGUCAUGAAAGUAUUGACAGAUAAUGAAUUUUCUGGCUGUCAUUUAGUUUUGACGACUAGAAACGCAGAGCUGGCAAUAGCUGCGUCACACAAACAUAGCAUGCGCCAUGUCACCAUUACCGGCUUUACGCUCAGUAAUGCUAUCGAAUACAUCAAUGCAGUUUUGUAUACUGCUGAAGAAAGACGGCAAGCUACCCCUGAGAAAAAGGCAGUAAAGAGUAAAACUGAAGCGAAAUCAGUCUCGACUGUGAACAAAAACAUCGAGCAACAUCUGCCGGACACCAGACAGUCUUCAAAAGUGUCAACUCUUCAAGAAACUAAGGAAAGCCCUGCCACUGACGAAAAUCUUGAGAAGAUAGAAGCACCCAAAACACUUACCCCAAAAAAGAAACGAAAUCUUCAUCGAUAUCUAGAAGAGGAAAUUCUUCAAACGGAUCUUUCAUGUCUACCAGCUGUCUUGGUAGCUCUCUGUCAGAUGUCAAUCUGGACAAAAGGUGAUGCCUUUAAACCUGAUGUUACUGUGGCAAAUUUGUUUUUCAGAAUUGUCAAGUGCAUGCUCGACAGGAAGAAAGGUCGAGGAGUUGGUGUCAUUGAGGGAAAACAACGCAGUCUUUUCACGGAAGACCAACUGGACGUACUUGCAGAGCUUGGUAGAGGGGCUUAUUCAAGGCUGGUUGACAGUUCUGCAAAUUAUGCAGACUACUCGAAAGCGGACUUCUUGAGUUCGUUAGAGAAGGGAGAGCACGCCUUGGAAGUUGCAAAAGAAGUUGGACUUCUUCAUCCAUUGCAGGUUGAGUCCAAGGUUGAAUCUACGGAGCAAAUUACUGAGGCAUUUUCUUCUGAGUUAUCAGAAGUGGAGAUACGGACAGGGUGUCUUUGUUGUAAGCGGAAGCAACAGCAACAAAAUGGGACUGAACGAGAAACCAUGCACCAGGAUAUAAAACUCACUCCCCUGACAAGUCCGAACGAAGAAAGGGCUUGUUUUGUCUUGGAGAUUCUUGAGCAGCUUUGUCAGACCACAGGAAAAGUGAAAAAAUGGUUCGAAGACAUCACAAAGAUUGGCCACAGCGAGAUUCUCAAGAGGUUUUCAAAUGUAUUUCAGUUCGCCAUCCAGGAUAAUCAGUUUGACAGAGAAGCUCUUGUUGAUUAUUGUGCAGAGAUCAUCAACAGGGGAUACAGUCAGGUCAGGCCCCUCCAUGUUGUGAUGCGAUUGGAGAAGUUCGUAGAGUUGUGUCUCCAGGUGAAUUUUGAGGGCCAGUGUGAGGGGAUCCUGAACAAAAAGCUGAUUUCGAUAUUUCCUGACGGGAGGGUCCGCUUAAUUGGGAUAUCGAGUUACAAACUGCGUCUGUUGUCAUACCUACUCGAACAUGCUCAGUCAGAAGAUAAGAGUAAACUGAAUGUGAAGUCGGUUGAAUUGUUACGAAUUGGUCGAUAUGACUGGUCAGAGCUUCAAGAAUACAUUGAAUAUUUUACUGCUGCAAAAGGGGAACAUGAGAAGAAGAAGAAGGAGAAGAAUGAUAAGAAGGAGGAGGAGAAGAAGAGGAAGAAGGAGAAAGCUUUGGAAACCAAAACGGAAGGUAGUCGGCCAUCUACAACUGGAACCAAACAGGCAAGAGAUCCAGCACCACAGGAAGAUAUCGAGAAGCUUUCAACCGAUGCAGUGGAGGUCAAUUCCAGCGAGCCUCUGCCAGACGCAGAAAAGCAUCCGAAAUCUGAAGCUAGCCAAACAACAGUCCAAAAUCCACGAACCGACAUGGUAAAUUCUUCCGUGAAAAGAACCAAACAAACCAACAAAUCCCCGACCAACAACCAACAGUCUGCUGAUCAACUUCAACAGCUGGAUAAUAGGCAAAAGACUGUCACAGACGUCGGAGGAACCGACAUAAACAAUAGACCAAAAUUGGAAGCCCUGCAAUCUUCACCUCCAGAUGCAAAGUUUGGCAAUUCGAAAACUCUUUCAUCCGACUCUCGAAUCGGUCUUGGAAAUGCACCUGAUUCAAAACAUCAACCUGAUACGAGACGUUCAACUGAUGAUGACAUUCAUCAGCCUAGCGCAAUUCAAUCAAGGGCAGUUGAUGAGCAGCUCUCACUCCCCGGAGAAGGGGAAAACAAAUGUGAAGAUGUACUGCUUCCAACACAAUCACUAUCAGUACCCAUGAUAAGCGACUCAUCACUCGAGGAUGAUGGUAAUGAAGGUGGAUCUAAAGACUUGUCUGUAGAUGAAGAUAUUGUAUCCUUUGAUGUAAUUGAUAGUAACAAGGAUCUGGCUGUACUCAAAAAGCUGCGUGAAAGGAUAGAAUCAAGCCACCAAGACAUGCCCCAGUUUCCUCCUGACGAGUCAGACAUCAGUGUCCUUAAUACUUUGCAGUAUUUUGGUCUACAGGAGCUCUUAGAGUCACAGGCAGGGGAGUGCUACUCAUCGGGUGCAGCAAGAGACUUGGCUAGCUACCUUCCUCGUCUGGUAAUGCUGGAGAGUCUGGUUCUGGUUGGGACGAUUCUGAGUUCAGACGCUAUUUGCGACUUGGCGAAAAGGGCUCACAAACUCCGAAACUUGAAGAAGCUCGAUCUGCGUCUGAAUAAGCAAUUCGAUGACAGAGCCUUCGUGGCGGUAACAAAUUUACCUCUACGUCAGUGCAAAAAGUUGAGGGAUCUCAGACUGUCUCUGUGCAAAGUAUCAAUUCAAGGGUUUGAUCGUGUACAGAAGGAAAUGAAGAAGGAUGGCGAGGACUCGUGGGGAAGAUUGAAGACACUGUAUCUGCUGCAUGGAUCACCUGCCGAGACGUUUGUAGGAUUCCUCAGCAAAAGCUUAAAAUACUUCCAUUUUGUUGAAUGUUUUCAUCUUUCAGCCGCCAUUAAGAGUGAAAAAAUACAGGACAGAAAUCUGGAAAUGUUCGAGCAAAAUAUGAAAAAUCCGAAAUUCAUGACAAAUCUUGAAGCCCUAGACAUUGGCAACAUGGAGACACUGAAGGUAAAAAUGGCCUCUUUGAAACUCCCUAAGAGGAAGGGAUCUGGAAUCUCUGAAAAGGUUCUGACUCUUGUUUCUGCUGUAAAAAAGACAGCAAGCGACAUUGCAAAACCGGUGGUAAAGCAGGCAGCAAGCGGGAUUGCAGAAUCGGUAGCAGAAACGAUAGGUGGUCCAACUGGUGCCGUUACGGGUGCGGCUGUGGGAGCUGCGAUGGAGGUCGGUGGUAACGUUGUAUCGCCUGUUGAUAACAGUCACUUUAGUGUCGGAACGUUCAACUGAAGUCUUGGAGAAUGAUGGUGAUUUGUUUAAGGUUUUCCUCCAGAUUACGUCUUUCUUCCAUAUUAAUCGGGGCCACAAACCGCAAUAUUAACACCAAAUUAUGUAUUGGUGAGCAUGCAGAUACAUCCCCAUAAAAGUUGCGCUGAAGCGAGGGGAGGGGAUGUUAUUGUUUCGGCUUGU